AUCCCAUGCCUACCAAUCAUCAUACCCUCCUCUCAUCUCCUCCCAAGCCCCCACCAUGGCGAUGGCCGCCACAGCCACAGCCGCAGCGGGUGCCGUGGCAGCAUUCACCUCAGGCCGCCGCAUCUCGACCUCGCCUCCGUCGUCACUCUCAUCGCCAUUCCUCCCGCGCGCGGCCGGCGCGAUCGUGGCGAGGAGACGUGCCACCGCGCCGACAGCCGCCGUGUUGGUGCGCGCCCAGGCCGCAGGGGCCAAGAAGAGCGUGCUGAUUGUCAACACCAACAGCGGCGGGCAUGCGGUCAUCGGGUUCUACUUCGCCAAGGCGCUCCUCGCCGCCGGGCACUCCGUCACCGUGCUCACCGUCGGCGAGGAGGGCUCCGACAAGAUGAAGAAGCCACCCUUCUCCCGCUUCUCGGAACUGACGAGCGCCGGGGCGAGCACGGUGUGGGGCGAUCCGGCGGACGUCGGCGCGGCGGUCGGCGGAGCGUCGUUCGAUGUCGUGCUCGACAACAACGGCAAGGACCUCGACGCCGUCAAGCCGGUGGCGGACUGGGCCAAGUCGGCCGGCGUGGGGCAGUUCCUGUUCAUCAGCAGCGCCGGGAUCUACACUCUCACCGACCAGCCGCCACACGUCGAGGGGGACGCCGUGAAGGAGAGUGCCGGGCACGUCGGCGUGGAGAAGUACAUCGCGGCAGAAUUCGGCAGCUGGGCCUCGUUCCGGCCGCAGUACAUGAUCGGCUCCGGCAACAACAAGGACUGCGAGGAGUGGUUCUUCGACAGAAUCGUGCGGAAGCGGCCGGUGCCGAUCCCGGGGUCGGGGAUGCAGCUGACCAACAUUUCCCACGCGAGGGACCUGGGCAGCAUGCUCACGCUUGCCGUCGAGAACCCCGACGCGGCGGCAGGGAAGAUCUUCAACUGCGUCAGCGACCGCGCCGUGACGCUCGACGGCCUGGCCAAGAUGUGCGCGGCGGCCGCCGGCACCACGGCCGAGAUCGUCCACUACGACCCGGCCGCCGCCGGCGUCGACGCCAAGAAGGCCUUCCCCUUCCGCAACAUGCAUUUCUACGCGGAGCCUCGGGCGGCCAAGGAGGUGCUCGGGUGGACGAGCUCCACGAACCUGCCGGAGGACCUGAAAGAGCGCUUCGCCGAGUACGCAAGCAGCGGCCGGGGAGAGAAGGCCAUGACCUUUGAUCUCGACGACAAGAUCCUCAGUGCCGUCGGCGCCGCGCCAGUCAGCGUCGCCGCCUAGGGUCCUUAAUUGUUUCUUUGAUUGACGUGCAGCAGGAAUACCCGUGCCUUGCUACGGGUAACCAAUUGCACGAUACACAUAUUUUAUCAAAAUAUAUAAAUAGAUAUUAAAGUUGUUGAUUCCAAAUAAUUAAUUGUUUAUUUGAAAUAUAUUUGGCCCUAGUUGUAGUGUAAGAUAAUGUGUUACACCAUCACGGGUUUACAGUUUACCUAAAUGAUAAGAAUAGUCUGCACCA
Messenger RNA from Lolium perenne, 1481 nucleotides. RefSeq names its product chloroplast stem-loop binding protein of 41 kDa a, chloroplastic. Lineage: Eukaryota; Viridiplantae; Streptophyta; Magnoliopsida; Poales; Poaceae. The record is from RefSeq and is a predicted model, not a curated record. Gene Ontology annotation, cellular component: cytosol. Gene Ontology annotation, biological process: monosaccharide metabolic process. Gene Ontology annotation, molecular function: UDP-glucose 4-epimerase activity.